Pisolithus orientalis is the source of this 3141-nucleotide messenger RNA. RefSeq lists its product as uncharacterized. The record is from RefSeq and is a predicted model, not a curated record. Lineage: Eukaryota; Fungi; Basidiomycota; Agaricomycetes; Boletales; Pisolithaceae. Bases 236 to 2764 code for a protein of 842 amino acids. The transcript has 4 exons.
CCCCCUUCUCCUUGUCCUCGAUCAUCUUUCACGACUCACUAACGAAAAAAGACCGGCUGUGUAGGUGUCUCGUGCGUUCCGUGGUAUGGAAGUCGCAAAAUAACUGCUUGUUCCACAGUGUCUCCUCACACUCACUCACUGAACGACACUCAUCUCUUCAACAUUUACUCCGUGCUAUAAUCUGCCCACUGCAUAAACCUUUUCUUCUCUAUACCCACUUUUUGGCACGUUAAAGAUGGCAGGCACACAACAGCUGCCAUCCUGGAUGACGAUGUCGAUAACCACGAUAACCAACCCUGAGGGUAUACCCGUGACAACGAGCACGACAAUCCUGCAGUUGCCACUCACCUACUACGGUCCAAGCAUCCCUCUCGGAACGGACGGAGCAUGGACUUAUGGUGGCUUGUACCCUCCUUCAUCGUCUCCGUCGACAGCCUCCCCAACAGCGACACCCCUCCCUUCUUCUACAGCGACACCCUCUUCAACAUCAUCUUCCUUAUCUCCAUCUACGUCCAUCCCCUCUACGUCAUCUUUAAUUCCUUCUAGCGUUACGCCUUCGUCCACCACGCCUACUGCAGCCUCGACCACAACCACUGCAUCGCCAUCAUCCACUACACAACCUUCCGCAGUGUCCACGCUUUCCAAGGGCGCACUGAUCGGUAUCAUUUUCGGUGCUAUAGCGGGAUUCGUUUUGCUACUGUUGCUCUUGCUUUGUGUAAUCCGAUGGCGGAGACAGAGGAGACGCGAUGGUUACCGGGCAACCCCGAUUUGGACGCAUUGGGAAGUCGUACAUCCUACGGCGCCCCGAAGCGCCGACGGGGACAGGCCAGUUGGUGUCGGUUCUCCACGUGGGUCCGGUGACGAAGUUGACUCUUUCCUUCAGCGCAGCCAAACCGGGGCCAGUAGGGGACAACGCCAUGCCUCCAAUAUUCCAUCUCUUCCCCCGGGUGCGGCUCCCCCAGUGAUUGGCAGUACCGCGUCAGGCGACUCGGGCCACACCAGUUCUUCCGCUGUUACAGACUAUGGCGUCUUGCUACCUGAUGGUGGAAGAAUUGGACAAGCAUAUGGCGACUCGUACUUCCCAGCUGCGAGGGCGAGCAGUGAAAUGACUGGACAUAUCAUUCCCCCUGGUGAACUUCUUAGGAUCGACGACGACGAGGAGGAACCUCAGAGCCCGCCGAGAAUGUAUGGUGUUCCCCAUGGGGACGAUAGCGAUCCAUUGCUUCCUCAUCUUUCACCACUCCCUCCGCCACCCCCGUUUGACAGCGAAAAGCAUUCCACUCGUAAGACGCCUUCAGUGAUCGAGAAGGAGAAAUCUAUCCGCAGUUUGUCCUAUCCUGCAAGUGACAUGGAGGCAUCAGAGGUGUUCACUGCCCGUCGCGUACUGCUUCGUGACGUUGGACCUCGCUCGCUGGAAAGUGCGGAGACCUCAACUCACAGUCAUUCCGAACCUAGCCCAGUUGCAGGUCCUAGUGGUUGGCACAGCAGCUUUGGCUUUGGCUCGCUUCAAAAGCUUCGUCUGAGCUGGUUUGGCAGCUCCUCGCAUAACGGUUCCCGUUCUUCAAAUGGCCGCCGUCCCGAUGAUAUCGAGUCUAGUCAAUCUCUCCUUCAGGCACCGCGCUCUCGCCGUCGUAGUGGCCCUAGCUUAAUUAUCGGAGACGAUCGUCCGCUCUCGACUCUGAGCACCAAGAGUGCUGUUUCAGGCAAUACCGUGUAUCACGAUGCCGUCUCUCGUCUUGGCACACCCCGACCGGUGGAUGGAGCUACCUCGGGCCAGAACGUUCCUCCAAUGCCUCUGGGUUCCCCUCCUGCAUAUGCUCUGGAAGAUCCAUACAGCUCUUUAGGUAGCAGAGGCAGUUUCCCGUUCUCACAAGGUUUGGAUGUGUUGGACCUGCCAGUUCCAACGCCUGCGUCCCAGUUCGCUGCUUCCGGACGCACCAACAGGGGCACACCACCACGAACCCUGCGCGAAUCACUAUCAGUCAUCACGGGUUCUUCAAAUGAGGCAAGUAUUACGAUUGAUGUGCUUGACGCUGAACCACCGGCUGCUGGUGAAGGAUGGCGGACGAUAGCUGAAGCCGGGCGAAACAUUGGUCGUGGCCCUGGGUUUGACACUGGUGAGAGACGAACAACGUUCGGUACGCCUCAACUGGUCCACCAGCACCAGGCAGUGCUCUCUGAACAAGGCUCGCUCCACUCCUUGGGUUCUUAUGCUGGUCCCCUUUCCCGUUCUUCCGCAUCAGGUUCUGCGCGAGGCUCAGGCUAUUCUUAUGGGCAUUCUGGUUCCGUUUCAUCUCGCCCAUCGGCGCAAUCUGGAGUUCAAACGGCCAGUUCAGGAUCGCUAUCUCCUCGACUGCGUAGCAGAACGAGUGGUCUGCCUAUUUCUCCAGCUGUUUCGGCGUUCGGCCUUGCGCGGGAACGUAGCCAACAUUCAACGGACAACUUACCAUCUCCGACCUCGCGCGGUUCUGCCUAUUAUUCUAUGCCUUCGUCUUCGGAUAACGGUAACGGUGGAUUUAGUCGCGUUUCAGUACUAGGGCCGAUGCCAUCUUUCACUGCACGUUCUGUCCUCGCACCGACGAUACAGAGUACAGGGGCGACGACUACAUCCGAUGACACGGAGAUGACGCGAACCACGGUCACCGCAGGUACUAGCACCACGGGAACUGGAGGUGGCGGUGCAGAAACUACCACUGAGGACGUAGGCGACUUUGUUGACCGGCUUCGGUUCGGGGAUCUUGAUAUGGGCCGAUUGAGGGUGUAAACCACAGAUCGUUUUGGGUGGUCCUCGCACACCGCUAGUCCCUGAGACUGUUUCGAGCACUUCACUUGCCAGGCGUUUGUUCUCUGGAAUUCCCUUGGGAUGGUGACCUAGACUAUUACACCCAUCGACAAGCACGUUGAUGGGGCUGCCUUGUCGAUUUUGAAGUUGCGUCUGGGAUACCCUGCCGAAGCGCUUCUAACCUUCAUCCACGAUGACACCUAGCACGCUUAUCUUUUUUUGAAUGCACUUGCAUGCGACACCCCCCUCCCCACCUUUCUUGCGAUACCUACAACUCUGCUUUUCGUAUACAUCUUCACGACUCACGUAGUACAUAUGAGCUGACUUACAUUGAUGAUAAUUGAUCGAGUGACACGCCA